Molecule: messenger RNA, 750 nt
Organism: Branchiostoma floridae (Florida lancelet)
Lineage: Eukaryota; Metazoa; Chordata; Leptocardii; Amphioxiformes; Branchiostomatidae
Product: toxin MIT1-like
Exons: 3
Coding region: 1-321 (106 amino acids)
Source: RefSeq, a predicted model, not a curated record
AUGGCCCCUGCACUUCUGCUCGCCUUCCUGUUGGCUGAGAGUACAGCUGGUCAGUUUGUUGUGACGGGGAUUCUCCAGGCGUGUGAGUCUGACAGCGACUGUCAGACGUCGGGCCAUGGCGGCUGCUGCGCCAGGUGGAACCCUAGCGCCUCCACUAAUGUCUGCAAGGAGCUGGGGAACGAGGGAGACCUGUGUCACGUGGCUGCCAGCCAGCUGCCGUUCCCGUUCUCAGGGCGCAGACGGUUCUGGAGAUGCCCGUGUGGAGAAGAUAUGGCAUGUAUCCCGGCAACCCCCGGGUCUAUGGUUGGAGCCUGUGUGUGACGUCAUGGCGGCCAUGACAGUACCGCGGGUCACGUGAUUGAAGAGCGAUGUGGGAAUGGUUUCUUCGUUUCUGUAAAAACUCAGACGGUUCAAUGAUGUGCUGUUUACAAUGAAUGAAAGCAUGGUGCAAAUAGUUCAUUAAAGAUUGAGACUAUAAUUUAAGUCGGCACAAUUCAAAAGUAGGGCGACUGGCAAAGAUGUUCGCCUACAGUUUUGUAUGUACACGGCAAUGUGGAAUCCUAGAUUUGGGGCUGGCGUUACAACAAUAGAGUUGAGAUGUAUUCAGGCUUCAGUCUGUGGUGCACAAGUCCAGCUGCACUACCGCGCUGGCGCGGACUCACCCCUACCGAAGCUGGGGGCAGAACGGGAGACUCUCUGUCUGCAGACGUUCGUCGUUCGUCAAAAAUGUCGGUUUCUUAAACUCUGGAA